This is a messenger RNA of Physcomitrium patens, 1469 nucleotides long. The record is from RefSeq and is a predicted model, not a curated record. Lineage: Eukaryota; Viridiplantae; Streptophyta; Bryopsida; Funariales; Funariaceae.
AGGAACGAAGAGCAGUACAGAUUUAGGGCUCGGAGCACUCUCUGUUCCAUCGCAAGCUUUCGUUGAAGCGGGGCAUUCGCGAUUGAGCUCGCUCGUUGUCGUUUGCUCUCUUACAAAUUGCUCAUUAUGGUAUCUCAAUGAAGGCGCGUGUCUUCUUCUUCUUCGUCUUCGUCUUCUACUACUACUCUCCAAUUGAGCCAAUGCGUUGGAGCUUGAAUUCAUUCGGGAGCGGGUUGAUUAUGACCUGAUUGCAAGUCUGGUGAGCCUGGCGACGAGGAUUGAAUUCGUGGUCGACUGAGCUACCGGAUUUGAAACAUGAAAUGCCAAGUGCCUCUACUCUGUACAGCGGGUUCAAGCAAUGAUCGCAUCAGUUCUUUAGGUCUCUACAUUCUUGUCGAAGCUAGAGCCAUGCACAGCAAUCCAAGUCUUUAGCUGCAGCGUGGGAAUGUUAGAAAUUCUUUUGUGACGAGGUUCGUGUAAAUUUGGACGAAUUUUAUGCCUCGCACUGCACUUGUGAGAGGCAAACACUUUGAGACCUUACCUGACAUGCAUCCGCAACACGCUCACAGCAGCCAUGUGCCUUCAGAAUUUUCCUUGUCAAGAAGUGGAGCGACACAACAAACCCGAAGUUGAAUUCAAGACAUGUAAAGAGCUUCUUUUGAACCCAAUUCUCAUAUGCAGAAAUGAGUCCGAAAAAUGUUUGAUAGAGUCAUCUAUAAACUCUCUACGCAUCAGUAUCAAGGUGAAGCAAGCUGAUGAGUUGGAGAACAUUCUAGCCAAAAAGUUUUUGCGGUUCCUGUCAAUGAGAGCGGAAUCAUUUCAAGUUCUUCGGAGAAAACCUGUUCAGGGCUAUGAUAUUAGUUUCUUAAUCACGAACUUUCAUUGUGAAGAGAUGUUUAAACACAGACUUAUCGACUUUGUGGUGGCCUUCAUGGAGGGCAUUGACAAAGAAAUUAGCGAACUCAAACUGUCGGUGAACACACGAGGUCGUUUGGUGGCAACAGAGUUCUUAAGGCAAUUCACAUAGUUUGUCACCCUCCCGAUUUGUAGGUCAAUUUCCCACUAAUUGUACUUACGGCAUUUAUCAGUCAUAGCAUUGGUCGUAUUUCAGCUCUGAUUGCCUUAGCGAAGUGACGCAUGAUAGGAGCAUCAGAUGUUUGGGUACUAGAUUGAUACUCCUACAGUCAGUUUCGACCUAGGGAAUAUUGUAAAGAUUCUUUUUAGAAUCUUAUGCUUCUUAAUUAAGCUGGGCCUGAAGGAUUUUCAUAUGAUAGAAGAAUUGAAAAUUUUCUUGUAUUAGAAAAUAGAUUUGUUUGUAGGUCAAGUAGUCUCUCUGUGAACAGUGGUCGAGCGGGGCAGGACUACGUACCUGAUUCGGAGUGUCUGGUUAUGUAGAAUUUUCGGGACAUGCUUUAAAUAAAGUAAAAGCUCUCUGCCACUAUCCUACUCGGAUAUGUUGCCUCCAAUUA